AUGGAAGUAGGUGUGCAGGAGGUGUGGAGGAGGGAGGGGCGGCAGUGGAGGGAGUGUGGGAGCCUGGGGGACAAGGCAGCUCGACAAGUGGCAGUUCAGUGGGUGCUAAAGAAGGUAAGCAGAGUCAAUAAGCAACGAGGGUGCAAGCAGGGGUGGAGGAGGGAGGGGCAGCGGUGGAGGGAGUGUAGGAGCCUGGGGGAGGUGGCAACUCGACUGGUGCUAAAGAAGGGAAGCAUAGUUAGUAAGCAAAGCGGGUGCAAGCAGGGGCUGCAAGCAGGGGCGGAGGAGGGAGGGACAGCAGUGGAGGGAGUGUGGACGCCUGGGGGAGGUGGCAGCUCCACAGGUGGCAGUGCAAUGGGUGCUAAAGAAGUCUCCGCCUUCUUCCCAUCAGGCUCUCUACAAUCUCUCCACGUCCCCUCUGAGUAUGAUGGAAAGAAGGGAGGGUUCGAGGGUAUUCACCAGACCAGCCAGAUUCCCGCGCUCUACCUCCCCAUCACCAUCUCCCCUUUCUUCCCCUCGGGCUCGCUGCAAUUCCUCCAAGACCCCCUCUGGGCAUUCGCCAAGCCUUCUGCUGCUGCACCGUCCCUGUCAACUGCGAAUGAGCUCUCCCCAGAGCACCUCCUGCAGUUCGACCCAGACACAUUGGAGAAGCAACUGCAGGCCGUGCCGCUGCCGUCACUGCUGCUGCUGUCCCCUAAUGAUCGAGCCACCUUCUUCCCACAUGAGGCACAACAGCAGUCCCAACCCAGUCAGGAGAUCUCCUCCUCCCACCUUUCCCACUGGUGGCUGGACCCUGAGUGCUAUGCCACGGAUGAGAGGGACUGGGUGGUGGUAGGGGAAGAGGAGGGGGGGAGUGGAGAGACAGGGUAUAAUCUGGGAGGGCAACAUGGGGAGGAGAAUGAGUUGCAGCAGCAACAGCAGCAGCAGAAACUGCAGCACGGGCAGGCACCUCAAAAGUCUUCGCUCCCAUUAACACCACAGCCUGCAGCAGCCUCUGGACUCGCACCGAGCACACAGGAAGGUGCAGCAAAGCAGCAGCUAGAACAGCCGGGACAGCAGCAGCAGCAGCAGCAGCAGCAGCAGCAGCAGCAGCAGCAGCAGCAGCAGCAGCAACUGCAGCAACAGCAGGAGCCUGAAAAGUCAUCGCUCCCAUUAACACCACAGCCUGCAGCAGCCUCUGGACUCGCGCCGAGCACACAGGAGGGCACAGCAAGGCAGGAGAUACAACACUCUGGGCAGCAAGCAGGAAGUAAGAAUGAUGCGCAUGGGAAUGUGCAUGGGUAUGCGCAUGGGCUUGCAGGGGAAGAUGAUUUGGAUGAGUUGCUGGGAGGACAGGUAGGAAGCAGCAGCGGUGCAACCAGAAAAGAGAAUUGCCAGGCGAAGCAGCAAGCAGAAGCAGGGGCAGCAGCUCUUGUGAACGUGCAUGGGCAUGGGAAUGUGCAUGGGCUUGCAGGGGAAGACGAUUUGGAUGAGCUGCUGGGAGGGCAGGCAGGGAGCAGCAGCGGUGCAGGUGCAACCAAGGAAGAGGUCAAGGCAGCAGAGGGGAAGGCAGCAGCUGGUUCUGCUGUGCCCAGUGCAAGUGCAGCUCAAGUGAAGCCUGGGCUGAAGCCAGCAGCACCACAGGCACCAGCGCUAGAUGACUUUGAUGAAUGGUUUGAUUCUGUGACAUAG
Closterium sp. Naga37s-1 is the source of this 1671-nucleotide messenger RNA. The record is from the annotation of a GenBank genome assembly. NCBI's taxonomy places the organism in Eukaryota, Viridiplantae, Streptophyta, Zygnematophyceae, Desmidiales, Closteriaceae.